Messenger RNA from Aspergillus niger, 957 nucleotides. RefSeq lists its product as uncharacterized. The transcript has 3 exons. Lineage: Eukaryota; Fungi; Ascomycota; Eurotiomycetes; Eurotiales; Aspergillaceae. Gene Ontology annotation, molecular function: DNA-binding transcription factor activity, RNA polymerase II-specific; zinc ion binding; sequence-specific DNA binding. Bases 1 to 957 code for a protein of 318 amino acids. Gene Ontology annotation, biological process: positive regulation of transcription by RNA polymerase II. The record is from RefSeq and is a predicted model, not a curated record.
AUGCUGCCGACGUGUACCCGUUGCAGAAGCCGGAGGAUCAAGUGCGACUCCUUGCUUCCAGCGUGCGCCAACUGCUCUAAGCAUGAUGUUGAAUGUACCUUUCGAGAUGAAGCUUUGCAAGCAGAUGUUACCCGAGGCGUUGAACUCUCAAAUCUCUUCAAGGUGAAAGGACGUCGUUGCCAGUAUUAUCUGCCCGAAGCUAAUCUGACUAUGGAGGGCGGAAGUGGCCUUACAGAGAGGUCUCCUGAUGGCAUGUCAACACGGCCUUCCUUGGUCUCUUCCUUCAUCCUUAUGCCUAAAUCUGGUAGAGAUAUGUACCUAGAUCUUUCACUCUCAUCACGUCUUGUCGAGGUCACACUCGAGGUACUUUCACAACAUCACAAAACAAAUGACUGGAGGACUAUUGAUAAAGAAAGUGACCCGUUACCAGAUAUCCCGCACCUUGACAGGUCCAUGCUUACACCUGGCGUGGUGCGCGGGCUUCUGAAAGACUACCAUCGCUUCGUUCGACCAAAAUAUGAUAUCGUGGAGCUUGAUAUUCUGAGCCAUGACGGCAUCCACCUACGGAAGCUCCCGGAAAUGCGAAGGUUUCAAAUACUGAUGGCCUGUUCUAUUUCCGCCGCCCAAAAAACGUACAAAUCUCCAAAUUGGAAGCCGUUCGCCCAUACGUGUCGUGAGUGGGCUAAUGACUUCAUCGCCCCAAUCAUUUGUGCUGCGGACGCAGAUUCUAUGAAAGUUAUCCUACUACUUCUCGUAUAUGAACUGGCCGAUCCAACUCGCGGCAUCAUCUGGGAACUCCUCGAUGUUGCGCGAAGAACAUGCUUGCAGCUAGGCUGGAACCGAACCGCGUCGAACUCCAACGACUUCACUAGUAAUGAGGAAUCGGUUUCAGCUGAUCCUGUGAGAACCCAUCUCAUGUGCGUACUUAGGGAGAUUGAAGGGUGGGCACAGCACUGA